Molecule: messenger RNA, 565 nt
Organism: Rubroshorea leprosula
Lineage: Eukaryota; Viridiplantae; Streptophyta; Magnoliopsida; Malvales; Dipterocarpaceae
Source: the annotation of a GenBank genome assembly
CAUAUCAACACUUCCUACACAAUUCAGAGGUUCUUCCCAAGUCCGAAGCAGCAGCAGCUUUCCCUGCUUUCUUAAAACUGAAAAACAGAGGAGCCUCUGUCUGUCCUCUGUCUAUAUCUCAAGUUUCAACAAAACAACACCACCAAGAAGCAAAAGAUGGAAAUUAAGGUUUCGAUGAACAGGCAGAAAUCCAGAUCAAAGGCCCUGAAGAUUGCAGUAGGGCUCCCUGGUGUGGAGUCGGUAGCUUUUGAAAGGCGUCGACAAGACUCAGACUAAGGUGAGGGCAGAUGGAGUUGACGCAGCUCAGCUAACGAUGUUGCUGAGAAAGAAAUUGGGAUUUGCAGAGCUAGUGAGCGUGACGGUUGAGGGAGGAGAAAAGAAAGAAGAAAAGAAAGAUAAGUAGAAGAAAGAAAAAACGACGGUACUGCCUGUGGUUGGGUCGUAUACAACAACACAUUAUUGUUUCUGUGAGGCACUACCGGGAGCCAGUAUCGUGACCCCUGCUCCAUCAUGUGAAGGAAAGAUUUUUGGUGGCAAAGGAGAAAAAUAGAUUCAAAAUUUAAGC